This is a messenger RNA of Candidula unifasciata, 653 nucleotides long. Lineage: Eukaryota; Metazoa; Mollusca; Gastropoda; Stylommatophora; Geomitridae. The record is from the annotation of a GenBank genome assembly.
UGACCAGGCGUUCAGAUUCGUUGCUCAGAAAGAACGUAAACAAACUGACUCUGGGAGAAGCCAAGAACCUGAAACAGGCUCUACGUGAGCUUCAGAAUGACCGUGGUCCAGGAGGUUUUGAGGCCAUAGCCGGCUUCCACGGAGCUCCGUUCUUGUGUCCAGAGAAGGGUGAAACUAAAUAUGCUUGCUGUGUCCAUGGAAUGCCAGUGUUCCCCCACUGGCAUCGUCUGUUCACGGUGCAGUUUGAGCAGGCUCUGAAACAGCACGGCUCAAUUGUUGGAAUUCCCUACUGGGACUGGACUGCCCCUGGACGAGCGCUGCCUCCAUUCUUGACCGAUGACAGCCAUGAGAAUCCUUUCAGCACCUACUUCAUCACCUUUGCCGGCCAGAACAUAACAAGGAGCCCCCUCAAUGCACUGUUCAGCGCCAACACAUCCGGAGGCAACACCAUCUUGUACGACCUGACACUUGAUGCUCUGGAAGAGGAAGACUACUGCCACUUCGAAACUUCUCUGGAGUUCCUUCACAACAGAAUACACUUCUUCAUUGGAGGGACCGGUACAUAUUCUAUGUCCACGCUCGACUACUCUGCUUUUGAUCCUGUCUUCAUAAUUGUGCACUCGGGCAUGGACAGACUUUGGGUCUUAUGGCAG